Helianthus annuus (common sunflower) is the source of this 1515-nucleotide messenger RNA. RefSeq names its product malonyl-coenzyme A:anthocyanin 3-O-glucoside-6''-O-malonyltransferase. NCBI's taxonomy places the organism in Eukaryota, Viridiplantae, Streptophyta, Magnoliopsida, Asterales, Asteraceae. The record is from RefSeq and is a predicted model, not a curated record. The coding region runs from base 149 to 1306 and encodes 385 amino acids. The transcript is spliced from 2 exons.
ACAUUACAAGAAAGGAAAUAAAACAUAUAGGAAAACCAAGAAAAAGGUACUUGGCAGUGGCAUUUCGUCUUAUCUUCUGUCCAUCCCUUGACAACUUAUUAAUAUGUAGUUAACAUAACUCAUUUUUAAGCUAGAAAAUCAAAUAAAGAUGAACAAUAUGGAUUCAGUUCCUACUUUGACUGUUCUUGAACAGUCUCAAGUUUCACCACCACCGGCCACUACUUGCCUCCAGUCGCUGCCGCUAUCUUUCUUCGACAUCCUAUGGCUAAUAUUCCGUGAUCCUGUACACACACUCUUCUUUUAUGACCUGCCAAUCACCAAAACUCAGUUCACACAAACUAUUGUUCCCAAUCUUAAACAAUCUCUAUCUAUCACCCUACAGCAUUUUUUCCCUUUUGUUGGUAAACUGACCAUAUUCCCUACAAGUACUAGAAAGCCCGAAAUUCGUUAUGUUGAAGGUGAUUCUGUCAAGGUCACCUUUACGGAGUGUAAUCUUGACUUCAAUGAUCUUACCGGGAACCAUCCUCGAAAAUGUGACAAGUUUUAUCAUCUUAUACCGCUUCUUGGCUGUGCUACUAAAUUUUCCGAUGGCGAUUGCAUUACAAUGCCGGUGUUUUCGGUUCAAGUUACACUUUUUCCCAACUAUGGUAUUUCUAUCGGAAUGACGAAUCACCACAGUCUUGGUGAUGCUAGCACCCGGUUUUGUUUCUUGAAGGCAUGGACUUCCAUUGCUCAAUUUGGAUCCGAUGACUGGUUUUUGGCUAAUGGAACUUUGCCGGUUUAUGAUAGAUUGGCGAAAUACGCAAAACUAGAUGAAAGUUAUCUAAAAUACGCGAAGGUUGAAACCUUCAACGAGGGGUCACGAAUGGAUCCACCGGUCGCUACCACCUACUUUGGCAACUGCGUCAUGCCGUGUAUGACUUUGGCAAGAACAAGUAUUUUGAACGAAAAGGAAGGGUUCUUGACAGCUGCUAAGUUGAUAGGAGAGAAUCUAUAUAAGAUGUUGACCAAUAAGGAUGGAGUGGUGAGUCAUUUAGGGCCGAUUGAGAACUGGCUUCUUGAUGAUGGGUUGCCAAUGAGGUUUAUGGGUGUUGCUGGAACACCAAAACUCAAAUUUUAUGACUUAGAUUUCGGGUUUGGGAAGCCCAUAAAACAUGAAGCGAUUUCGACCGAUUAUAGUGGAUCGAUAUCUAUUAAUGCAUGCAGAGAAUCCAACCAAGAUUUGGAGAUUGGUGUGUGUCUUUCGGCUACUGAUAUGGGAGUUUUUGUUCGCAACUUCAAUGCUGGUCUGGAAUCAUACAUUUAGAUUCAAUAUUCAUCAUUCAUCACAUCGUUUUUUGUUGCUUAUAUCUUGUUAUCAAGGUUUGGUUUCGCUUCCUCAUCAAUGCAUGUUUUUGUUGGUUUGUUUCGUUCAGAUCGAGGGUAAUUUGAUUAUGUCAUAUAUUUGAUGUAUUAUGAUUAGAUCAAAUAAGAAUUUACCUUAUGAAUAAAUCUAGUCAAUAAUUUGUUUCUAAA